Molecule: messenger RNA, 347 nt
Organism: Acanthisitta chloris (rifleman)
Lineage: Eukaryota; Metazoa; Chordata; Aves; Passeriformes; Acanthisittidae
Product: X-ray repair cross-complementing protein 5-like
Exons: 3
Biological process (GO): cellular response to X-ray; cellular response to gamma radiation; double-strand break repair via nonhomologous end joining
Cellular component (GO): Ku70:Ku80 complex
Molecular function (GO): double-stranded DNA binding; telomeric repeat DNA binding
Source: RefSeq, a predicted model, not a curated record
AUGGCCAUAGUGCUGUGCCUGGAUGUAGGCUUUACAAUGAGCAGUUCUUCCCCUGGUGAAGAGUCUUCUCUUGAGCAAGCCAAGAAGAUUAUGACAAAGUUUGUACAGCGACAGGUCUUUGCUGAGAGUAAAGAUGAGAUCGCUGUAGUUUUGUUUGGCACUAAUGGUACUAGGAAUGGCCUUGCCAGUGGGGAUCAGUACCAGAACAUUACUGUACAUAGGUCACUAAUGCUGCCAGAUUUUGAUCUGCUGGAAGACAUUCAAGAUGUGACUAAAACAGGCUCUGAGCAAGCAGACUUUCUGGAUGCAAUUAUUGUGUGCAUGGACUUGCUUCAGAAGGAAACCAU